Molecule: messenger RNA, 1614 nt
Organism: Helianthus annuus (common sunflower)
Lineage: Eukaryota; Viridiplantae; Streptophyta; Magnoliopsida; Asterales; Asteraceae
Exons: 1
Coding region: 1-1614 (537 amino acids)
Biological process (GO): proteolysis
Molecular function (GO): zinc ion binding; aspartic-type endopeptidase activity; nucleic acid binding
Source: RefSeq, a predicted model, not a curated record
AUGGCGUGCAAUCCUGCAACGUAUGAUGGUAAAAUUGAUCCGAUCGCAUGCCAAAGAUGGAUUUCAAACAUAGAAGCGGUAUUUAUACGAAGUCGAUGUGAUAAGGAAGAUCAGGUGAUGUUCGCUACUGGCCAACUCACUCUUCAGGCGAAAGAUUGGUGGGAUGCGUAUAGCAAGGAAAUAGGGGAAGACAAACUCCAAAUAAUGACCUGGCAAGAAUUUAAGGAACCCUUUAUGAGAUACCAUUGCCCUCAGUCGGCUAAUGAUAAGAUUCAGGAAGAUUUCUUGCGCCUCCGACAGAAAAAUGAGUCAAUAAAUGAAAUAUCAAACAUCUUCCUGGAUAAGAUGAAGUUUUGUGGAGAUUUCGUGAAGACUGAAAGGAUGAAGAUCAAUCGUUUCUACGGGGUAUUAAAAGCGGAAUUUAGGGAAUUCAUCACUCCCUCGAAAUGUGAGACCCUUGAUGAACUUAUCAAUCUGGCACGAGAUAGAGAAAUUGAAAUCAAGAGACAGGAAGAACGCGGUGAAAAGAGAUCAAGUGAAAAGGGUGCAAGUUCGAGUCCAUCUAAAAAGGGAAAGUUUCAAGAUCAAUGGAGGAAGGAAAAUUCGAAAGGUGGAAUUACUCCUUGCAAGACUUGUGGAAAACUCCAUACUGGAGAGUGUCUAUUAGGCAAGAAGGGGUGCUACAAAUGUGGUAAGGAGGGACAUUCAUCUUAUCAAUGUCCGAAUAACCCGAAGACUUGCUUCAAUUGUUUCGAAAGGGGACACAUCAAAUCGGAAUGCCCAAAACUUCAGCAAGAGUCAAAGAAAGAAGAUAAGAAGCAAGAGGGUUCUAGGGCGAAAGGGAGGAUGUUUCAAAUCACAUCCGAAGAAGCCAAGUCGCAACCGAAUGUGGUCUCAGGUAUCUUUCUAUUAAACUCCAUACCGGUUUAUGUUUUGUUUGAUACCGGAGCCACUAUGUCGUUUAUUUCUAGUGAAAUCGUACAACAUCCUUCAUUUAAGAUUGAGCGUUUGUCGAUGCCUCUAGAAGUAGAAAUAGCCGAUAGUAAGAUCUAUAUGCUACAUGAGGUAUGUAGGAAUUGUAAAUUCAUAAUGGAAGAUGAGGAAUUCGAAAUUGACCUCAUACCUAUGGUUCUGGGGGAAUUUAAAAUGAUAGUGGGAAUGGAUUGGUUGGCACGAAACGGGGUAGAAAUUAAUUGUGAAAAUAAGAUAAUGUCUAUCCAAGCUCCAAUUGGGAGGCAACUGAGUAUUCAAGGGGAAAGAAACGUAGAAACCAAAUUGUGUACCCUUGUCCAAGCCUUUAAAUACAUACUUAAUGGAAAUAGAGCAUACCUGGCUUACGUGGUAGACGCUCAGCAAACCCUCCCGAAGCUAGAAGAUGUUGAGGUAGUGAAUGAAUUUCCGGACGUAUUUCCGGAGGAAUUACCAGGACUCCCUCCCGAACGGGAAAUAGAGUUUCGCAUUGAUUUGAAUCCGGGAGCGAAGCCGGUUGCGAAGGCUCCCUAUAGACUGGCUCCCACCGAGAUGCGGGAGCUAUUGACACAAUUACAAGAUUUGUUAGAUAAGGGCGUUAUACCAAUAAAAAGCGCUUAUACAACUAUGAAUAACAAAGAUUGA